This is a messenger RNA of Cottoperca gobio, 590 nucleotides long. RefSeq names its product family with sequence similarity 32 member A (gene fam32a). The record is from RefSeq and is a predicted model, not a curated record. The coding region runs from base 81 to 419 and encodes 112 amino acids. NCBI's taxonomy places the organism in Eukaryota, Metazoa, Chordata, Actinopteri, Perciformes, Bovichtidae. Gene Ontology annotation, cellular component: nucleolus. The transcript is spliced from 4 exons.
AUCCGGCAGGUGGCAGCACUGCUGUGAUGUGUCAGUUACUAUAAUAACAACGCAGAAGAAGAACCUUGAGCUUCUCGAAAAUGUCUGAGUACGCCGCGUCGCAGAAGAGUACCCUGAAAUUAAAAGGUGUUGGCAGCAUUUCAGCUGGAAAGAAGAAGAAGAGGAAGGAUAAAGAUAGCAAGCAUCGCUUGGAGCAGGUCACCAGUCAACACGAGGAGGAGGAGAAAACCAAUAAUACACAUGUUGACAAAAGGACUCCGGCACAAAUGGCCUUUGACAAGAUGCAAGAGAAGAGGCAAAUGGAGAGGAUUUUGAACAAAGCAUCAAAGACUCACAAACUGAGAGUUGAGGAUUUCAAUCGCCACCUGGACAAACUGACCGAGCAUUAUGAUAUUCCCAAGGUCAGCUGGACCAAAUAGAAGAGGAGCAAAUUGUCAUUUUGUUUGUAUUUUACUGCUUGAACUAAAGUCUACAUCACGUCACCUUUUUGUUUGCUUGUUUUAUAUAUUUACAUUUCAAAUUCCUUCAAUUGGCAUUUAGAAAUAGUUUAAUUCCUUGUGUAUACAAUAAAGGAUUUGAGUAAACUCGUA